Molecule: messenger RNA, 720 nt
Organism: Agrilus planipennis (emerald ash borer)
Lineage: Eukaryota; Metazoa; Arthropoda; Insecta; Coleoptera; Buprestidae
Source: RefSeq, a predicted model, not a curated record
GUGAGGGAAGGGCUGCAGGAGGAUUGUAUGCAGGAGCAACUGCAGGAGGUGGUGUAUCCGCAGGGGCAGGUUUACAUGGAGUUUCAGGAGAAGGAGGAUCAGCCGGAGCCCUUUAUAGUGGUGCGUCAGCAGGGGGGAAAACAUACACAAGUGAAAAAUACGGAGGAACAAUUAACAAAGAAGUAGAAGUCAUCAAGGAAAAGGUCAUAGAAACGCCGGUUUCAGCACCUGCACCAGCUCCAGCGAAAGCAAGUGCUGGAUUCUCCGGUGGAUUAUAUAUAUCAAAAUCCGUAAACGCGGCUCCAGCACCUGCAGUUCAUCACGUUGAACAGGUGGUUGAAAAGAAAGUUCCAGCACCUCAGAAAACUUAUAUUGAAAGAACCGUUAUCCCUAAUUACGUCGAAAAAACCAUCCAAGUACCAUCUUACGAAGAAAGAAUCGUAAGAGUUCCAACAGUUAUUGAACAGAGAGUUAAAGUUCCCGCUCCGCCCACAAUUAUCGAAAAAGAAGUGCCAGUUCCAGAAGCACCUGCACCGCCCCAAGUACAUGUACAAAAAAUUAAAACAGUACACAGACCCGCAUUAAGAAAACACUGGCGUAAAUAUGGGUACGUCCAGGUCGAAUAGAGGAAGAGUCGGGGCUGUUAGCGUUAAUCCGAGCGUGGUCUCAACCUCGGUGGUAGAAAAACCUGCAGCAGCCGAUAUUAACUCUAGUUUUUAC